This is a messenger RNA of Suillus plorans, 1755 nucleotides long. RefSeq lists its product as uncharacterized. NCBI's taxonomy places the organism in Eukaryota, Fungi, Basidiomycota, Agaricomycetes, Boletales, Suillaceae. The coding region runs from base 1 to 1755 and encodes 584 amino acids. The transcript has 7 exons. The record is from RefSeq and is a predicted model, not a curated record.
AUGGGUAACAAGAAGUGGACAACAAAGGAACAGGCAGCACUCCUGGAGACGUUCCUCCCAGAUUACCAUGAAUGUAUCCCCACCAAGAAUUACGACCCUGUAUUGAACAAAGCCUCACUGGAGUUUUUCCAGCAUUGGCCGGAGCGCAGUGUGGUCUUCCCAGACAUCCCAGCCGACCAGGCACUGUCGGUCCAGCAAACUAAAAUUCUAGCAGAAGCGGUCGAUACUCGGAAACUGCAAAUCACGCGUUGGUACCGGUGGAUGACCAACGUGUCACGCUUGAGCCGUACAAGUGGGACACGGGGCGUGCUCAAACUUGAUGCGGUGUUGGGAGGUGGGGUGACCAAAAGACAUGCACCCCGAAAGAUGCACAUCUAUUCGCGUGAGCACUAUAGUAAGAAGGUUAAGAUAGACGCAGACAAUGCCAUUCGCACGGACAACAUCACUAACCGUGGUCCAAAGCUGAACAAGCGUUUGGCUGUCACUCAGGAAAAGUUUGAGGCAGAGAGUGACGAGGUAGAAAGGGCAUAUCAAGAAGCAAAAGCGAAGUUUGCCAGAGAUCGCGAGCGCCUGAAGGCUGGUAAGAUGCCAAAGGUCAAUGAAGAGGCAAAAGUCAAGGCCAUUCGGGAACUAGGACCGAUGUUGGACCGCGUGUUCCGUUACAUAUCUCACGCGACCGGUGGCUGGAAGUUUUCGGUCCUCAUGGCAGGGCUUGAUCCGACGAAGGGUGGGACGGUGGUUUAUGAUUAUCACAUAGGUGAACUCGACCAUGGCGUUCAGUUCAAUACAUUUUGCGACAAGUUUAAUGUCGUCCAGGAAGCGUUUUUGGACUUUACUAACCAAGCGCUUAUAUUUGAAGCCAGUCUCCCUCAAGACGAUGACGAGGAUGAGAGCGACGACGAUAUCGACAAUAACUCUGAGAUGGACGACAUCCCAACCAAUGCAAUCAAUGGCAUAGAUGAAGCUGGCAGUGGUAGUGGUACGGCCGUGGGUGAAAUCAACGACCCAGCCUUUCACACGGAUAGUUUGUAUCGCAUGUCACCUGAUUCAGAGUCACAGCUUCAAGGUCAGCGUUCUGCAUUACACAAUGAUUUUGGUUCAAUGGAGGCAGGGUUAGAUGGGGUGACUCAGUGUUCUGCGUUACCCCACCAACUUGAUUUCCAACAUCACGACCUCGAUUUUAACCAGCUGGGCUUAAACAACGACACUUUGGCUUUAAUGGCCCUCAACGGUGCUCAGUUCCAAGCGCCUCUCGCCCCGAACUUCGUGAACACCACGGAGAAUCACACCACUGGCCGUCAGAAUGAUAUUCCUCAGAUUCAAGCGCCUCCUCUGGACUCGUUGACCCCAAAUUCGACUACUGCUAACAACCUCACCAGUGGCCCUCCCUUUGGAUUAAUAUCCGACAUGCCAUUGAUCUUGCCCCCUCCAUCAACUCCCCCACAGACCCCACAUGCAACUGAUGUUCGUCUGCCUGCAGUUCCCGACGAGGCAACCGGUCCAGCGGGUCCAGAAUUGGACAUAGCGGUACUUUUUCCUUCUAACCGUCGCCGACGUACAAAGACAGCUCGGUCAUCUGUAGUAAGCGAGGAGAUGCCUCCUCCAGAAGAAACUCGCCGACGUACAAAGACAGCUCGGUCGUCUGUAGUAAGCGAGGAGAUGCCUCCUCCAGAAGAAACUCGCCAGCGCCGUGCGCGCAAUGUUACUUUCAAUAGACGCGAACUUGACAACGCCAUCGGUACUGUUACGGACUAG